Molecule: messenger RNA, 600 nt
Organism: Exophiala viscosa
Lineage: Eukaryota; Fungi; Ascomycota; Eurotiomycetes; Chaetothyriales; Herpotrichiellaceae
Exons: 1
Coding region: 119-352 (77 amino acids)
Molecular function (GO): oxidoreductase activity
Source: RefSeq, a predicted model, not a curated record
AGCACAACAUUGAGAUUCAUGCUGUAAGUCUGAGCAGAGUUACAUUCUUGUGAGUGACUGCUAACACUGUUUUCAGUACCUGACUGCGAAAAUUUCUGCUGCAGAUGCCAACAACAUCAUGCUCAACACCACCGACACUGAUGCCAUUACUGGCCUCCGUACGCCUACGAACUUCGGGCGCCCCAAUUGGGAUAUGGUGUUCCGUGCAGUUCGAAAGCUACAUUCGCCCGGCGAAGCUGGCGUGUUCUUCUGCGGUCCAAAAGGUCUUGGACAUCAACUGCACCUCAAGUGUAACAUGUAUAGCGAAGGUGACAAGGGCUUCAACUUUGUCUGGGGCAAGGAAAACUUCUAGAGCCCCUCACAGCUGCACUGUAUGGCUGGAAAUUUUCCCCAGAAGUGUUGGGACACACCAUAUGCAACCCUUGUUGCCCCUUCUAUGUACAAAAACAUGGCACGCCGUGUGUACUUCGGCCACGGAAGAGGAAUCUUUGGAAUUGUCGUUACUAUCGAUCUCAUAGAGAUAGCACUAUACCCACAUCAGCUCGACCUACGAGAUUCACGAAGCAAAGCGAAUGAGAACUUCUUUGAAAAUGGCGAAAG